AUGAUGACAGACUUUCGAACUUGUCAACAGCAGUAUGCUGAUAAUUCAAUGGUAUCAUCAUCAUCAACAACACCGAUUUCUGUCUCAUCUUAUGGCGCUUAUUUUCAUCCAACUCUACCUUACAAUACAACAACUGAAUUAGAUGGACAGUAUUCACAAUUUACAUCUUCUUAUACGUCGCAAUUUUAUCAGCAACAGCAACAACAUCAGCAGCAGCAAACACCACAAUCAUACGAUUUUGAUUCUACAUCUUCAUUCGUACCACAUUAUUCAACACUUCAACCAGUUAAUUCGUCUUAUACAUCAUUUUCUCCAACAUCAGAACAAAAUCCUGAUAAAUCUCUCAAUUAUUUCUAUUCAUCAUUACCAUUGCAAACAACUCUUUCAUCAAGUUCAACUCCAGAAUCACGAUCACCAUCGAGCCAUUCAUGUGGUGAUGAAUCAAAUUUAACAAUAACACCCAAUAAAAAUGAUAUUCAUACAGGCACAUCAAUUACUACGGGUUCAUGUGAUGGUACACGUCGUUGUCUAUUAUGGGCAUGCAAAGUAUGUAAACGUAAAACAGUGACUGUUGAUCGACGAAAAGCAGCAACAAUGCGCGAACGUAGACGUUUAAGAAAAGUCAAUGAAGCAUUUGAUACAUUGAAAAGACGUACAUGUCCGAAUCCAAGUCAACGUUUACCUAAAGUUGAAAUCUUACGUAAUGCUAUUGAAUAUAUUGAAAAUUUGGAAGACCUUAUUCGAUCAUCUGGCAUCAAUUCAAGAUCAUUAAGACAUGAUUUAGAUAAUCAAAAACCUAAUAUCAAUGAAUUAUUAAAACCAAGAUCUUCAACGAUCAAUUACAGUGAAACACAUGAGAAUAUACCUGCAGAUUAUAAUAGUAAUUCAACAACACCGCCGAUCUAUGAAACGGCUGAUAAUUAUACUGAUGUGGUAUUAACGCAUCAUCAUACAAGAUCAUCAACAAUAUCAAGUCUUGAUUGUCUAUCAAUGAUUGUUGAAAGUAUUGAUCCAAAUAAACUUGUUAAUUCGUCAAAUGGAAUAUCGAACAGUAGUAUUAUAAAUUCGUGUUGUUAA
Messenger RNA from Rotaria socialis, 1077 nucleotides. The record is from the annotation of a GenBank genome assembly. Lineage: Eukaryota; Metazoa; Rotifera; Eurotatoria; Philodinida; Philodinidae.